Messenger RNA from Ilex paraguariensis (yerba mate), 1362 nucleotides. The record is from the annotation of a GenBank genome assembly. Lineage: Eukaryota; Viridiplantae; Streptophyta; Magnoliopsida; Aquifoliales; Aquifoliaceae.
CCUUCUCCGACCUCGCCGGAGUACUCCAUUUACCGUUGUUUAGGGUUUCUUCUAUCAGAUCGGUGACUGAGGAUUCAUUUUCUGCCUGAUUUUUGAAUCUUUCCGUCAAUCGGUGAGCUUUUCUUGAAGGAAAGCGUCGAUUUUUAUCCAUAUUUGUUUGAACUUUGCGGAUCUAGAAGAAGCAGCAAAUCUUGGGUUUGUUUACAUAUUGAUAUAUAGUUAUAGAUGUCGAAUUCGUCGUCGUAUUGGUGCUAUAGAUGCAAUCGAUUCAUUAGGGUUUUGAACCAGGACUCGGCCACUUGUCCCGAUUGCAAUAGCGGAUUCAUCGAAGAAAUCGAUACUCCGACACGAUCUGGACUUUCGGAUUCCCGACGUCGUCUUUUCCCGGCGGCGGCGGCGAUGUAUAUGGUCGGAAAUAAUCGCAUUUCGGAUAGUCAGAAUUCAAGCCCGAGAAUCAGGAGGAGCAGGAGGAACGGCGGUGAACGUUCGCCGUUUAAUCCGGUCAUUGUUCUUCGCGGAGCAUCGGACAACGGUGUCGAAUCAGGUAAUGGGUUUGAAUUGUACUAUGACGAUGGAGCUGGGUCGGGUCUGAGACCCUUACCGGCGACUAUAUCGGAGUUUUUAUUGGGGUCAGGUUUCGAUCGGCUUUUGGAUCAAUUGGCCCAAAUUGAAAUUAAUGGAAUUGGGCGAAUCGAUCAUCCACCGGCUUCGAAGGCUGCGAUUGAGUCGAUGCCGACGAUUGAGAUUUUGGAGAGUCAUAUAGAUAUUGAAUCACACUGUGCAGUUUGUAAGGAAGCCUUUGAAUUGGGUUCGGAAGCUCGCGAAAUGCCCUGUAAGCAUUUGUAUCAUUCGGAUUGUAUUCUUCCUUGGCUUUCACUGCGUAAUUCUUGCCCUGUGUGUAGACAUGAGUUGCCAACCGAUAAUAGAGACUUGGGUGAGUCAAAUGGAGGGCAAAAUGAGCAAAAUGUGGGGACUAAUGAUGAUGAGACGGUAGGAUUAACGAUAUGGAGGCUGCCCGGUGGUGGGUUUGCAGUUGGAAGGUUUUCGGGUGGAAGAAGAGGCGGAGACAGAGAGCUUCCUGUUGUGUACACCGAAAUGGAUGGUGGGUUUAGUAAUAAUGGUGCUCCCAGGAGGGUUUCGUGGGCUUCCAGGGGGACUGUGUCGAGAGAAAGUGGUGGAUUUAGGAGGGUUUUUAGCAGUUUGUUUGCUUGUUUUGGUGGGGCGAGAACUUCAGGUUCAAUUUCUAGUUCUAGUUCGGAUAAUAGGAUAACUAGAAGAGGUAGUUCUUUGUCUUCAGUUUUUAGCACGGCCUCAAGGAGGCGCAGGGCUUUUGAAAUUAAUAAUGAAACCCGAAGAUGGUGA